Racocetra persica is the source of this 786-nucleotide messenger RNA. NCBI's taxonomy places the organism in Eukaryota, Fungi, Glomeromycota, Glomeromycetes, Diversisporales, Gigasporaceae. The record is from the annotation of a GenBank genome assembly.
AAGAACGAUUUAAGGAAGAAUGAUUUAAGGAAGAAUGAUUUAAGAGAGAACAAUUUAAAGGAGAAUGAUUUAAGGGAGGAUGAUUUAAGGGAGGAAUGUUUAAGAGAAAAUAGUUUAGAAAAAGAUAAUAGUCAUGCAGAAACACCAGUUGAAGAUACUGCGGUGGAGCUAUCUUUACUUUCAUCUAUAGAUGAGAAUUUAACAAGUAUAGAAAUUGUAACUUCAACCAAAACAUCACAUAAGGACAAUGAAAAUAAUUUUGAAAGGCAUAAUUUUCCUCAAAAAACUUUUACAACACUUUAUAAUUCAUUUGAUAAGUUCGAAGCUGCUAAGUGGAUAGCUUUUCAUCCUGAUGUUUUAAAGUUAGCCAUUAUUAUACAUAAUGUGAGGAAAAAUAAAUUAAAAGAUAGUGAUGAAAUAUCUUCUAAUACUACUAAAAUAUUUUCAAAUACUACUAAUUCAUGCGAUUCUAUAAAUCUUCCAGAAAUUUAUAAACCAUCAAUUAGUAAGUUAUCUGAAUUCAUAAGCGAAGAUGUCUGGAAGAAAGUACUCCAACUGCAUUUGAAAGCCACUGAUUAUCCAGUUCUAAAAAAUAAUUCUGUGAUGUUUACAAAGCUUGGCACUUUCGUAUAUCAAGCAGUUAGAAAAGUUCUUGUUGCGAUAAAUAGUGAACAAGAUACUAGAAAUGCAAUUAGGAAAUGUGAUGAAAUUACUUUAGAUUUACAAAUUUUCUCUAAGCUUGGAAUAGUUAAAACUUUACCUGUUAGAGAGCUUUUAACCUUUUAA